UAAAGCUUCCCCAGGUCUGGAGCUGAGCAAUCUGCUCCCUGAUUCUUCCUUGCUCAUCCUACCUGCUGCUUUAGCUCAUCCCAUUAGAGAACAAUGUCAUCCCAGCAGCAGCAAUGCCCCUCCCAGCAGCCUCAGCAGCAGCAGGUGAAACAACCUUGCCAGCCACCUCCGGUCAAGUGCCAGGAGCCAUGUGCUCCUAAAACAAAAGAUCCCUGUGCUCCUGAAACCAAAAACCCAUGCCCACCUAAGGGCACAGUGGUACCAGACCAGCAGAAGUGCCCACCAGCCCAGCAGAAGUGCCCGCCAGCCCAGCAGAAGUGCCCACCAGCUCAACAGAAGUGCCCUCCAGCCCAGCAGCCCAAACAGAAGUAAAGAGCACUGGAACCCACACCUAUGCCCUCUCUGUGGGAACCAUCCUUGCAGAGAUUCCUCAUCCUCCUAUUUCCUUUAGACCCUCCCAUUCCCUGUACUAGGAAGCCAGUGGUUCCAACAGGUUUCCCUACUUUGGCCCCAGCCCUGCCUAAGCCCCAGGUGGGACAGUAAAUCUGCUUACUCCAUAUUCUUUGAGACACUGAGCUCUGACUAGGAAGAGGAGAGCUGACUCAGCUUGACUUUCACCAUCUUCUCCUUUCCCUCUUCUGCUCACUGUCACAACCCAGGCUCAAAUAGCCCAGCUCAGAGAGCAGAAUGGUUUGGUCAGUCUCAAAUUCCAUUGCCCUGAUGGGGAGAUGGAAGAUCUAAUAUACAAAUGCUCCAGAGGGCUCCCUAUCCCUACUCCAACCCACAGCAUCCUUGCUUCCCUGACCUUUGCCUCCCAAUAAAACUGAUGUCACAUGUUA
Messenger RNA from Antechinus flavipes (yellow-footed antechinus), 839 nucleotides. RefSeq names its product small proline-rich protein 4-like. The record is from RefSeq and is a predicted model, not a curated record. Lineage: Eukaryota; Metazoa; Chordata; Mammalia; Dasyuromorphia; Dasyuridae. The transcript has 2 exons. Bases 94 to 372 code for a protein of 92 amino acids.